UGGUGGCAGGAGGGGAGGCUUUACCCUCUCUGUCUGCCUUUCUCCUCUCUCUCUCUCCCUCCUGCCUUCCUCCCCUCCCCCUUUGUACAGUUCACUGAAAUGUAUGCUGGGAAGCUGAAAUAGACACAUAGAGAGACUGCAAAAAUGGCUGCACCAUGAGAAAAAAAACAAAACCCGUCUGCCAUCCAGAGACACAGGGGCUGCUCACUGAGCCUUCCAGGGGGCUCGCCUGUUCUCCUGCGGGGGCUGCACGGGAGGCGCCCCGAAACAAACACAUUAUUUGAUUCCUUGCUUCUUUAUUUGAUUGGUUGGAUCGCAGAGAGAAGAGAACAGAGAAAGGAAGCAAGAGGCAAUUCUCUGAGCAGGAGGGCGAAAGAAAAAAAAAAAAAAAAGAAGAAGAAAAAAAAACAAAAAUUAAUCAAACAAAAAUCCGACAAAGAAAUUAAUGGAUAGGAAUUAUCCGACGGCUGGAUUUGGAGAUCCUUUGGGGGCUGGUUCAGGAUGGAGUUACGACAGGACGGCCAAAGCAAGCUUGGUCUAUGGAAGCUCAAGAGGCUCCCACCCAGAAACAGACAUUUUGCACAGACAGGCAUAUGGAACACCUCACCCUCUGCAGGGCUAUGCCACCAACCACCAUCCAGCAGGAUUGUCGGGGUUGUUUGAGACUGGCCUCCAUCAUGCCAGCAGUGCCAGUCAAGACGCAUCUGUGAUGAAUCUAAUCUCUGCCCUCGAAUCUCGAGGUCCCCAACCUGGACCCUCUGCCUCCUCCCUUCUCUCUCAGUUCCGCACACCGUCAUGGCAGACAGCCAUGCAUACCCCUGCUCCCGCAGAACUCUUUAUAUCUGGCGCCGGUACAUUUCCAUCAUCCUCUGCCCUUUCGGCUUACCAACACCCGGCAUCAUUUAGUGGUAGAAGCUUCCCUGUAACAUCCUCAUUAUCUCUUCAAGACGCCACCUUCAGCCCUACUUCUAAUGGACUCCUCUCUCCUCAUGAUCCACUUCUACAUAUAAAGUCAUCACAGUCCUCUGUUCCAUCUUCCCUUAGUUUUGAUCGGCUUGGCAGCACGGUAUUGGGCACUGGAUUAUCAUCUCAGAGUUCUGCCUAUCGUAGUGCCCAAGAAUCAGCUUCACGCCACCUUCCUUCCCAGUUCAACCUCCUGUCCUCUUCUCUCGGACCUUCAGAACAAACAUCCCAGCUCUACAAUGCCUCUGUAUUCUCAAGCUCCCCAGCCUCUUCAAUUGAAAGAGCAAUGCCUAGACAAGAUAGCGUUAUUAAGCACUACCAGCGGCCCUCCAGUGCACAGUCCCAGCUUCCCUCAGCCGCAGCUGCUGCCCACUCCCUGCAGCACUAUCUUAGCUGUGGUGGCAGUUACCAGCAAAUGCAGCACCGCUCUAGCUUGUCAUGCAGCCCAUUAGGGGACCAGUCACCUGUCAGCAGCGAGGGUUCGCAGAAAAACUCACAAGCACGCCAGGAACAGUCUCAAAGCUACAGACCAAUAAUACAGUCACCAGGUUAUUCAACAUCUUCCUCUUCCAACAAGUCCAAAAGCUACUCAGCAUCUAGGCAGACUCCUCGAUCCACUGCCACUCCAAAGUGCCAAAGCAUUUCCACCACUGGACAGACACACAACUACUCCUCCUCCACUCCAAAGCCCAGCUCUGUUAUUGCUAGCCAGUCUCAGGCUUACUCCCCUGGACAGCCACAGAAUCUUUUAUCCAUGUCCCAGUCACAAAGCUAUUCUCAGUCACAGAACCUUUCAGCUGUUACUCAGUCACAGGGCUUUACAUCUAGCCAAGCCCAAGAUUUGACCAGCGGAAGCAAAUCCCAAAACUUUACGACUAGUCAGUCUCAAGGGUUGCAGACUUGCGUGAGCCAGAAUCAAACCUACUCACCAGAGCAUUUGCAGGGGUUGUCAUCAGUAGGCCAGAUUUCAAAUUACAGUGUACAAAAUGAUUCUCAUGUUUCUGCCAGCCAAGCACCUAGUUAUGUUCCUGCUCAUUCACAAGGCUUACCAACUGCUAGUCCUUCCCUAAGUUACAGCACUGGCCAUUCGCCAGCUAUGUCCAGUCACGGUCAAUCUAUUGGUUAUUCUAGCCAUGGCCAAAAUAUGUCAGAUUCAAGUCCCUCUCAAAUAAUCCGACCUCUCCAGUCUCCCACAUCAAGUCGCUCUCAGAGUGUAGCUUCUCCUGGUCAGUCUCAGAAGUAUUUGACUUCAGUACUUUCACCAUCUUACAUGCAGGCUUCCCAUUCACAAAGCUAUCAAAAUUCGCAGUCCACCUUGGAUAGAACACCUUCCUACAGCAAACCAAAAUCUGAUUCUGAUCUUCUUUCCACCGAAAGGACAGACGACGAAGACUUUCUUAUUCAGCACCUAUUACAGUCACAAAGUCCACCUCGAGUCUCCUCUGAAAGCCUAGCUGAGUGUGAGGAAAGGUCUAGUAAAUCAAUGGCCUAUGAAAUGAGCAAAACCGAGGAGAGGUAUCACCUGCAAAGUGUUAUAAGGACUAAUUCCAACUUGGACAACCAAGGGUUAGAGUUAUCUCUUCAGAGCUUAAAAGACAAGAAAAAAGCUGAUCGCCAUAAAGAAUAUGCCAACUCAAGGUCGACUCCAGAGUCUUUGGGAACGUCUGUUGUGCAUUAUAGUCAUCAGACUGGUCCCAUGGAUUCAUACUCUCAGGACAUGAAAAAGUCAGUAGAUCAUCUACCACACAUGGACAACUCAAGUAAAGACUUGUACUCCACUCAUUCAAACCUGCAAAAGACUCCUGAGCAUGCCUCGCAGGCUCACAGAAUGGUUGCUGAAAGUCAGUCGAUGGAGACUCACAGCAUGCUUCAAAGCCAGCAAGGCACUCCAAUGAUGAUGGAUACCUCCCCGGAUAUGCCACUUUCUCUUACCCACCAGCCACCCACUCAGCAACCACAGCUCUUGCAGUCAGUUCUCACCCAUACCCAGAGUCAGAUGCAGGCACACCAGAGAAAAGUACAGACUCCCAUGGAUGUUCACCUUAUGGAACCACAAAGGAUCCAAGCUGAAGCACAAUCUCCUCAGCUACAGAUGCAACUGCAGUCUCAGGCUCUGGAGGCCCACUUACAGUCCCAGCAAAUGCAAGCUCAUGUACGCUCACAGUCUAUGGAGGUACACUCUCGUUCUCAGUCAAUAGAGGCACAGAUGAUGGAUUCCCACCCAUUGCAAACAGACCAGCAAUCUCCUCAGCUACAGGCACAACUUCAACAACAGUCAGAGCGCAUGCAAGCAGAGAUGCAGCCAGAAAGAAUGCAGGCAUCACUCCAAUCCGAAGGCAUGGAGGUGCAUUCCCAGAACGAUGGCAUGCAAGCAUUAUCACGGCCCCAAGAAAUCCAGGACUUUCUGGAACCUGACUUGAACUUGGAGACACAUUUGGGCCAGGCUGGACCUGGGCAAAAUCAGUCGCACCUCAUGUCUGAUGGAGGAGAUCCCCUGCGAUUAGAUGGAGAGUCCUCUCAACAGGUGCCGCAAGCUCAGAUGGAGCCCAAGGAUCAGUUUGAUAGUCCAAGUCCUCAAGGUUCAAAGCAGAGGUUUGUUCCUUUGACAUCUAUUUGCUUUCCUGACUCUCUUUUGCAAGAUGAAGAGAGAAGCUUUUUUCCAGGAAUGGAAGAUAUGUUCUGUCAACAGCCUUGUGGUAAUGAUGAGUUUCCUAAAGCAAGUUGUGCUGAUGAUGGUUCUCAGAGUAUGGACAGGAAUGAGGCCAUGAAAAACAGUUAUGAGAUGAUGCAGUCUAGCCAAGGCUAUUCAGGUUACUGCACCUCCGAAAGUAAUGACAAUCAACAGAAUGUUCACUUGGGGCUUGAUUCUGUAUCUGUCAAACAUGAGCUACCAUCAACUGUCAACACAGAACAGUUAGGUCUAAUUCAGUCUGGUCAUAGCCAGCAGUCUUCAGAAGUGAAACCUGGCCUGACAUCACCCAUCUUUUGCUCUUCCAAACCUAAAAAACUACUCAAGACAUCAUCGUUCCACCUGCUGAAGAAAAGGGAACCGUCUUUCCAGCCUCCCAAGAAAAACUAUGCCCAAGAGUACGAGUUUGAAGAUGAUGAAGACAAGGAGGAUGUACCUGCAGAUAUUAGAUUAAAUAGCCGUAGACUACCUGAUCUUCUCCCAGAUCUUAUUUCUAGCUGCCGUUCUCGUCCUAACAUUAGUCCUAUGGGAGAUAUUGACUUUUGUCCACCAAAUAACAUGGAUGGUCCAAAGAGACGAGGCCGGAAACCCACUAAACCGAAAAGAGAAGGUCCUCCAAGACCCAGGGGAAGACCAAGGAUCAGGCCUCUCGUAGAACCACAUGUGCUGGGGCAUGAUGGUAUUAGAAGGCCCAGAGGAAGAGGUAGGGGGAGAGGAAGGAGACUGACAGAUGAGGGAAGAGCGAGCAUGCCAAUGGAGCCACUGAAACCACUAAAGAUCAAGCUGCAAGUGCCAAAAGGGAAUGACGCUUUGCAGAUGGAUCAAGCAGAGAUGCUCCCUCCUCCCCAGGAGAACACUUUGGACAACAGCCAGACUCGGGAGAAGAUCAAACAGAAGAUCAAAGAAGUAGAGGAAAAGCAACCAGAAAUAAAGUCAGGCUUCAUGGCCUCUUUUUUAGACUUCCUGAAGUCAGGCAAAAGGCAGCAAUUACCUACAGCCAACACCAGCCCAUCGAAGAAUCGGCCACCGUCUGCCCAGCAGGCCUCACAGGCUUCUUUUGGGAUGGCGUCCCAGAUGCUUUCUGGAAGCUUGGACUCUACGGAGAAUGAUAGCCUAGUUAUGAGUUGUACCAGCCCCUGCAAAAGGCUGGAUGAUGAACUGAAAAGAAAUUUGGAGACAUUGCCUUCCUUUUCUUCAGAUGAGGAGGACUCUGUCAGCAAAAACCAGGAUUUGCAGAAAAGCAUCUCUUCAGCUAUAUCUGCCCUGUAUGAUCCCACUGACCGCAAGGAGCCAGAAAGUGCAGCACCCGCCAUAGUUGAGGAGAAGGUGUCCAGCCCUGUGCCUUCUGAGCCUUCAUCACAGCCGGAGCCACCAGUGGCAGUCUCCCCACCAUCUCCUCAAGAGGCUCCUGCUCCUCCUCCACCAGAAGAGCCCCCUUCCCAGUCAUCCCCUGAACAGGAGGAACCAGAAGAUUCCAGACCCCUACAUCUGGCCAAAAAGCAGGAGACCGCUGCUAUUUGCGGGGAGACCGACGAUGAAGAUGUUGAGAGCAGCGGGGAGGGUAUCUUCCGGGAGAGAGAUGAGUUUGUCAUUCGAGUGGAAGACAUCCAAGCUUUAAAGCUUGCUUUGCAGACAGGCCGCGAGCCCCCUCCAAUCUGGCGGGUUCAAAAAGCGCUACUGCAAAAAUUCACCCCAGAGAUCAAAGACGGCCAGCGCCAGUUUUGUGCCACCAGCAAUUAUUUGGGAUACUUUGGUGAUGCCAAAAACCGGUACCAGCGUCUAUAUGUCAAGUUUCUUGAGAAUGUCAACAAAAAGGACUAUGUAAGAGUUUGUUCCAGAAAACCAUGGCAUCGUCCUCUUCAGACCAUGAGGAGACAAAGUCAAACAAAAGCCCCUGGUGCUAAAAGUCCCGUGGCAGUUACUAAACCAGACAAGUGUGAGAAACUGGAUCGUCUAGUACGAGUGGAUACCACUCCGAGAACUGAAAAACCAGAGGCAAUAGAGAAGUUAGAACAGAUGGAGAGCACUGAGAGACCCGAUAAUGUAGAAGAAGAAGAAGAAGAAGAGACAAACAGUGAGAAAAAUGAAAGCAUUCAGCAACCUGAAACGUGUACUACUAAUGAAGAACCAGAACCACAAAAUAUCGCAACCAAUGCAGUAAAGGAACCAGCCAUAGAAGAUAGCGAAACGUUGGAAAAAUAUGAGACAAUUGUAGAGACUGAUUCAGUGCUGCUAAAUGACAAGGAAGAUCUGGUUGAGGAGAGGGACGUUCUUGCGUAUUUGGGGAAGAAAGACAAGACUGGACUUGAAGUUAAACCUGAGACAGUUGAGCCAGUGAUCAACGCAGAAAAAAAUGAGCUGAUGCCAAAACCAGAAACAAAUGAAUCCGUGAUCAAACCUGAAAAAAUCGAACCAGUGGAAAAAUUGGAAAAGUCAGAUGUCGCCUUGGAAAAUGAAGAAAGUGACCAUGUGGCAGGACCUGAAAAGCAAGAGCUUACUCUGAAGGAAGAUAACGUUUCUGCUGCUGGAAAAGAUGAACACUUAGACCUUGCUGUGAAGUCAGAAAAGGUUAGUCAAGCAGCCAGACAAGAAAAGUUGGAACGUGUUGUAAAGCCUGAAAAGAGCUCCACUGCUGCUAAACAAGAAAAGUUAGACCGCAUUUUAAAACAAGGAAAAAGUACUUCGAGAUCAAGGCAAGAAAAAGAAUGUGUUGUAAAGCAAACAGUAAAACGAAAUAAAAAUGGAAAACUGGAGAAAAAUCCUCCAGCUUUAAAACCAGAAAAGUCAGAACUUGCCGUUAAGUCAGAGAAGUUAGAAAAUCCUAGAAAGGCUCAAAAGGCUGAAGUCGUUGGGAAGACCAGUUUACCACCUGAAAAGCCAAGUAAAGAGGAAGUCUUGGAAGAACCAGACAAAGAAGAAGGGGUGAGGAAACUUGAAAAAAUGGAGACACCCAGUAGAAUUGAACAGAAUGAUACAAUGAAGAGGCAGCCAAAGCCAGAAUCGUUGGAGCACACCCCAAAAGUGGAGGCUGUGAAGAAACUUGAGAAAGAGGCUACAGAAGAAAAGGCGGGGAGGAAGGAGAGAGUUGAGAAAACUCCAAAGUUGGACAAGCCUGCAAGAGGAGACCGUGCAGAUAGGGCUGGGAAGGUGGAACGGUCAGAAAAACCAAGUAGGACUGAGAGAAUGGAUAGAUCACCGAGGGCAGAAAAAGAAAGACAUACAAAGGUGGAAAAGCCAGAGAAAUCUACCAGAGCUGAGAGAGCAUCCAAGACUUCCAGGACAGAUAGACUUUCAAAGACAGAUAAAUCCGAGAGACCUGAAAAGAUGCCCAAGUUGGAAAGGAUAGAAAAAUCACCAAAGGUGGAAAAAGUGACGAGAAAUGACAGAGUUGAUAGGCAUGAGAAGCCAGUGAAGGAGAAAAUUGAAAAACACACAAGGGCUGAAAAAGUAGAUAAAGUGGAUCCACCUGCUCCUAAAGUAGCACCAAAACCCAAGCAGAAGCCCACAAAGGUGAAGGCUGAACCACCACCGAAGAAAAGGAAAAAAUGGCUUAAAGAGGUGUUAUCAUCUUCUGAUUCAGACUCCUCCCCUGACCAGCAGAGUGAAGAAGAACGUGUUCCUGUAGGCCGAGUGCUGAACACAAGAGCAAUGAAGGAGAUGUACCGCAGUUAUAUAGAAAUGCUGGUUAGCACUGCAUUAGACCCAGAUAUGAUUCAGGCAUUGGAAGAUACUAGUGAUGAACUUUACCUCCCACCCAUGCGAAAAAUCGAUGGCAUUCUAAAUGAACACAAGAAGAAAGUCUUGAAGAAGUUUUCACUGAGUUCAUCUGUUCAGGAGGCGCUUCACACAUUUCCACAGCUAAUUACUGAAUCUGGGGCAUCUACUGUGAGGAUGAAACCUGGCGGAGAGCCUUACAAUCGGAAAACACUCAACAAGCUAAAAAAGAAUGUAGCCAAACCACAGGAAUUCAAGGUGGAUGCUGAGAAGUCACUUUAUUACUCCUUGUACCAUUCCUUGCAUCACUACAAGUAUCACACCUUCCUACGUUGCAAGCAAGAGACCAACGCAAUAGAAGAGCAGAAUGAUGAUUUGGGGCAAGAAGAGGUUGUUCAGCAGUGCAUGAGGAACCAGCCUUGGCUUGAAAAACUCCUCGACUCCUUCAUUGACCUAAUCACGCAAGCACAGAACAAGUGCGCGUGACUGGACACAUGACUGCUAUAAAAGUUGACAAACAGAAACCUGUUAAGGGGGAAUCAAAUCACAAAAUCAAAAACAAGUGACUCUAGUAACGAGAGAGAGAGACAUGCCAUGCAGAGGAGGAAAUGCAUUCUGUCCUGGACUUAACUUCUGUUGCCAAGGCAACGAGCUAUAAAGGGGAAUGGAUGAAGUAAGUUCUGCAGGCCUCAACUUGACUUUAGGCCUUGGUCUUCAGAACAGCGACACCUGUUUGAAUUAAGGUGGUUCUCUCUUUCUCUAGACUUCUGUCUUCUUCUUUUGUUCUUUGUCCUUCUUUAGCUGGAGGAGGAUUUGCUAACUGUGCAUCGUUUUAAUUUUAAUAUUUUUUUUUUAAUCAUUUGCUCCUUGUGCCGUCCCCAUCAUACUGUACAGAGGAUUUCUGGCUCUGUCUUCUGUUCAGAUCUGCUUCCAGUGACUGACAUAUUCUGACAGGAGCAAGCAGCCCCAACAUUCUGUCCCUUGUUAUUUAUUGGGAAGCAUGCGUGUAUGUGUUGUGCGUGUGAAAGAGCCAGAUUCCCUGUUGUUUGGGGUGGCGGGCAUUUCGAUUUUGGAUUAACAAAUCUUUUUCUGUAAAGGUAACUCGCCACAAAAAAAAAAAAACGAAAUGGUCACAAAGAGAUCCUCACUGUUCACUGCCAAUUUUAGAUUGGUCAUGCACAAAAUGAUUUAAACCUUACUUCACAACCCUAUAGUUUUUUUUCCUUUUUUAAAAAUGUUUUUAAUGUAUUUUAACCUGGCUGCUAGCAUCAUUUAAUUUUAUUAUAAAGUUACAUUUUUUGUCACCCCACAAAUUUUUAUUUUUUUUUGGACAGAAAGUUAUGAGUAAGGAUGCCUGUGAGGAAAACAUGCGUGUUUUGCUUGACCUAAAUACUUGACAGCCAUUGGCAGUGCACACAGAAAGAAUAGAAUUUGUGCAGUUUUACAUUUCAGGAAUUAUGAACAGGGUAGUAAAAAAUAAAAUAAAAUGCUCUACAGCUAUUCUCUCCAAAGAUGUUCAUUAAAUUGGAAAAAUCGACAAAAUGGUACCAUAUCUGUGUUCUGUUGUAUUAGACGUCUGGGGAUUCAUUUUAUCUAGGGUGAAGAGCUAAAGCUUUGUAGCCCCUUGCCAACAGAGUAAUAAAGCUUUGUUAAUCCAAUAUCAAGAGACAUGUUCCUUAUUUUAUUCCCUAUUUUGAGUCAUCUAAUUGUACUUACAUUCAGUAUUUUUAAUGUUGUGGGGUUAAUUCGAUAUAUAUAUAUUCUGUUGCAUCCCUUAACAUAAAAAUGGUGUUAUCAACUUUUUAUAUUUUUUUUUUUUCUUUUAAUCUGGGAAGAAGCUUUCUUUUGUGGCUUAAUUCACCCUCUGUGCUACUGGAAGCCUGUAAAAAGUGUAUUGUUCGAAACAAACAGUGUUUUGCUGUUGUCACGCACUGCAAAACAUUUGCUAACAAUUCCAUUAGCAUUGAGCUGAAUAAGUAAUUUUACCUCCUCUGUCACUUUGUAAAGUCCUCUCCAGUCAUUUCAGCACUAUAAAAUAUAGUAAAAAAUUCAGAUAUUUUCUUUAACAUUGUAGAAUUUUAAAAGUGUGUGCAUUUUUUUUAAGGUAGUUGCUGAUGGCAUGGAGAUAUACUGCUACUUUAAUUUAGAGGAGUGGAAACAGAUUUUUUUUUUUAAGUCAUGGGUCUAACUUUUAUUUAAUCAUUACUACAUGGCAGUUGUGUCCCUUUUUUGUUUUUGGAUGACAAUUUAAAAUCCUAUUUUCCCAGUAUGUUUGAGGGAUGACAUUAUCGGGGAGAUAAACCGUUUGCGUGUGUGGUAUUUUUUUCUACAUUUUUUUUCUUUCUUUUUUUUUCUAAAUUUGCUGUAAAUAUUGUAUAGGAGAAAAAUCUAUGUACAAUAUUGUAUUUGACUAUAUCUAAUUGAUAAUGAUGAUGUUGCCUAGAUGUGAAGCGUUCAGUUUAACUGAACUCGGAUUAGUAUUUUGCUCAGAAAAAAAUAAACUUAGAACAGAGAGAAAAACAGAAAAAAAAUAUGGGUAUUCUUAAGCAACAACCUCUUCUAUCCUUUUCACAUUUACAAUUUUUGUUUCACCGUUAUUUUGUUUUAAGUUAUAUCAUUGGGAAAAUGCAUUGGAAAAUUUUGUUUGGGUGAAAAAAAAAAAAAAAAGUUCAAAUUCUUAGUUUAAAUACAGCUAUGUCUUUUUAACUGUUGUCACCAAGGUAGUUUGUUUAUGAAAACCUAAUGUUGCCAGCAUCCGAGUAAGGCUAAAUUACUUUUGACAAACUAUUUUUGUAUUUGCUUUUUUUUUUAAAACUGGCUCUGUAAUUGGUUCUUGAAUUGUUGGGUUUCCUUUACAAUACAUAAUGUAACAUUCAUUGAAGAUACUGGUCCAUUCAUUAAGGGACCCAUUUUUUUUUUUUUUUUUAACAAGGUGCUAAUUAAUCAUGUCGGACUGCCUUAAAAAAGAUCUAGGUGUGCAACACAAAAAGUUUAAAUCUGCAAUUUAUUGACUGCAAAACAGAAAAAAUGUAUUUGUGUUUCUUCACCUAGAAUAUGGAAUCUUUUUUUUUUUUUUUUUUUUUUUUUUUUAUUAAUUGACCCUUGUUAACCUUUUAUAUUUGCAAAUGAAAGGAGGGGUACACAUAUGGUUCAGAGCUUCUAACGGAUCAUAAACUGUAAGUUAAUAUAUUUUAUUUCUUAAAUAACUACCACUUUGUACUCAAACCUAAAAUAAUUUCUUCCACCAGUCAGAGGGGAAGGGAUGUGUGAGGCACUGGGUCUUUAGCUAUUUUAGUCCGGUAAGACAGGGCUUGCUUCAUGGAGCAUGCUGGCUCUGGCUAGGCAACUCUCAUACACCAGGGGACCCUGGGAGACAUCUAGAAGUUUAGAACUUUAACAGGAGCACCAUACCAACAAUAGUGGAGUCCACAAUACUAGAUAUUACAUUCAAGGCAUUUUGGAGUUUGAAACAAUCCACCUUUAUCAGGGCUUAGAAUGUUGUGUGCAAAAAAAUUGCAGGACUCUAAGUUUAGUUGAGUCUAGAAGAUAAGUAUUCUGUUUUCUUACUGUUCUUUAACAGCCAGUACUGCAAAAAACACUUUGCAUAAUUGACUACCAAAGCACAGUAAAAAAAAUCUGAAGUUCCUUGUGUCCUGCCAGGCUUUUGUUGGCAAGUGAAGUUCUAAUCCCUGAUAAAAGGGAACAGUUUCAUCUCCUGAAAUGAGUUGGCUGUAAAAUCUUCCCUCAUCCUAAUUAUUAUUAACAAAUUAUUUUAGACUCUACAAUUAUUAUGGUGGUGUUCCUAUUGCUUGUUUUGGGCUCAAUGACCGUAAAAAAAUGAAAUUGGAAUUUUAGGAAAUGCUGCACCAAAGCCUAGUACACGUGGGCCAAAUGCCAGGUGGCAUUGGCUGGUUCAAUAGAAACCGGCUGACAUUCACGUGUGUGGCAGCCAGUCCAACAGAAGCCAGUCCUUCAGCCAGCUUAUGUCUAAGAGUGAUGCCCGAAAAAGGUUUGCCGACCGUCUUCCGAUCAGCGUUCUCAGCCAAUGGCUGAGAGCACUGCUUGGAGUGUUCCGGGGGGGGGGGGGUGGAUGGAUCCCACUGUCAGAACACAAUAGCACAGCAGGGGAGAUUGCUGUACCAACAUCGGAUUGUUAAUACAGCGGCUCCGACCUGAGUUUUUCAGGUUUUUUGGUUUGUACCCAAAAAAAAUUGUAGUGUACAAGGCUUAACCGUGAAGUUUCCGGCAUGAAGCAGUUUUUGAACUCUUUUGUACUUGAUCAAAACGCAGUCUUACAAAUAACAAAUUGGCAUUUCAAUGUUUUUUUAAAAGGAAUUGUUAAAGAAUUAGAAGACAAAUUGUUAAAGAAUCCAUUCAAGGGUUUUGUUGCUGUUUUUUAAUGAAAUAUAAGUAAUAGCCAAUGUUUUAGACAGUCAAUGGCUUUAAUACGGUUGCCAUUAUAUUUUUGAUUAUUGUCCUGUUUUUAAAAAGUUGAUAAUGUAGAGUCAACAAUACAAAUGUAUUUAUUUGCGCAAAUGGUUUGUAACUCGUGGCUUUGUUUUGUGCCAGAAUGUUUUACUGGGACAGAUAUUGGAUCUGUCUUCCUAAAAUUGUGAUGUGGUGGCAUGAGCAUAGGAAAUUCAUAUAUAUAUUUUUUUUUUAAUCCCUUUUUUGAGUUCAGUAAAAAAAACAAGACAUUUUAGAUACGUUUGCCUUGUAUACAGGUAGGUUUCAACAAUAUUGAAGGAAUUGGCAGGAUCACAAGUAUUGAAACCUUUUGUCUUAAUAAUAGUAUGGCAGAAAGUUGGCUUCAGCUUUAACAAAUUUUCCAUCCAAAAAAUCUCCAUCAAGUACUUAAAACAAUAUCAUGUAUGGCAUUUUCAAAAUUCUGAAUGUCAGAUUUCCACAAAGGGGGUUUAUGAAACCAGCAUGUCCCUGGCCCUUUAGCGGACUCGAUAUAGGUAUAUAUUGAAUAUGUGCUACUGAGAGACAAACCAGGAAUUAUAGCUCACAACAGAGCCUUGGCUGCUACAGUAGACCCAAAAUGGUCACGGGCAACAGCAAGGCAUUAAACUGUUCACAUACCCACAACCAAAGGAAAAAAUAGUGAGUCUUGCUGUAAGAUUUCUCCGAUCUUUCAAGUUUUAUUAACAUGAUCUUUUGAAAAGUCCACAUUUUUGUAGCCUGCUCAGUACUCUUUGCCUACAGAGUUGGUAUGACAUGCCAAGUUUUUUUUAAUGCAGUUCUUGCAAUAACUAGAAGUAAGAGCUUCUCUGUGUACAAAAGUUUUUUUUUUUUGUUUUGUUUUUGUAGUAUUCAUUUAUAUAUGUGCAGUUUAUUUUAUCAUUAUUUCACAGUAAGUAUAUUUUGUUUAGCUUGUAGAAUAAUUUGUAGGUAUGAUUUCCCCCUCCCCCUCCCUUCUAGGUCUUGUCAUUCAAAUAAGGUGACAAUCUACUGCAGUAUAUAGUUUAGUGGCACUUUUGAGCAGGAUUGGGCAACCCAAGGCCUCAGCAGCCAUAAAGUAAAUGCCCUGCAAGUUUCUGGCUAUAGUCCACUCCGGGACAAUUUUCGGUGCUGUUUUAGACUGGUAAUUGGGUUGGUUAUAGCUACUUUAGAGUAAGGUUUGCAGGUUUUUUUUUAAUACAUAGCUACCUUGAAUGUAUAUAUAUUUUAGCAAAGUAUUGAUUUGACUACCCUAGUUCUCCUUUUAAUACUCUUGGUUUUUGUUGUAUAUAAUAAUUUUGGGCUUAUUAAUAUUGAUUGAGCAGUAUUUUGGAGAUCUCUAGACCUUUGUACUCAAUGAGGGGGGGGGGGUGGCUUUAUUUAGUGCUAUUCUGACUGUAGAAAUGCUGCUUAUGGUGUCCAUUUACCCUGUUGGCAAAAUCACUGUAGUGUAUGUGGACACUUAACAGUUUAGUAUAUUGCAAUACAAAAGGGAUAAGAUACCUCAUGUCUUUCGGGAAUUCAAUUUUUUUUAAGAAUACAUAUAUAUUUCGAAUCUCUUAGUUUUUUUUUAUUUCUAUCAGUGCUCCUGUUGGGUAGAUUUCCUCUCACUUCUUGCAUGGAUGACUACCGAGUCUGGAAAAGGGAGUAUGGGUAAAUUUUCACAAUAAGUGAACCACAUUAAAAAAUUAACAGGUUCUACUCCUUCCACUCUCUGAUAAUAUAAGGGCCCAAUGCACCACAAUGGAUGCAUUCCUCCGAAGAGAUUUUUCCACACUUCCUGUCCUAGUGAUACUACAGGAAGGGAGGGGGAGUUCUCUGUAAUGGGGGUGCAGAUGCUAACAAACUUUGUCUGUAGCUCCAUUUUAAAGAGGAAUUUCAGCUUAAAUGCUACAAAAAAAGACAUGCAUUAAACUUUGUAAUCCUUCUAUCAAGCAAGUAAAGAUUUAGAAGGUAAUUUAAACAGUAGAGACUGCUCUGUUGUAGCAUGCAAUCAUAAACUCCGGUGGUUAGUUUGAGCUUUUCUUUAACCAGCCAGCAGGAAAACAUUAAAAUGCAAGGUUUCUGGGUUAUACUAAGUGAUGGCAUGAAAUCCCAUACACUGUGCAGGUUGGUACAUCUAUUUUUUAUUAUCAAAGGAUUUAAGAAGAUCAAAUAACAGGAAAGGAGAAUACUGCUUUAAAAUAAGUAUUUCUUGACAGACAGAUAGGGACUACUAUAGCUAACCUCCCUAUGAAAAUGCUAGCUACCUGGCUGUUCUGACUCGCUGGCUUUAGUACUUUGAGUCAAUGACACGGAGCACGUAUGCAGAUCAUAAAAGUCCUUAGUAAAUAGGAGGUCACUGAUGACGGCCUACCUGUUGCCUCCUGCAAGGUUUCCUUUACAUCGUAUGGGUUUGGCCUGUAAAAGUAGUCCGGUUCCAGUAGCCAUAUAAGCAGCUUGUGAUCCCUUCAGGAUGCAAUAACCUGCUAGAAAUGGAUGCUUUUCUAUUCCUGUGUAGGUGAACCUUUUGGCAAUCUAGUUCAUUCUACUAGUCCUAUCUACUAGUUUUUUGAAUUUGUUGAUGUAGAUUACUGCAUAACCCGAUCCUUUUUAAUAAAUAAGCCUAUAAACUGGUCAAUAGUGACAAUAGGCUAAAUCAUGAGUGGACAAAUUUAUAUGGAAUUCAGGAGUCAGUCUGUCCAAUCCAGGGGCAAGCAUUAUUUUUUUCCAGGAGUCAGUUCCAUUGACAACUAGAGAAAACCUCAAGGAGCCUGCAUGGUUUUGGGAUGUUGUCUAUUGACCACUAUAUUGGAUUGCUCUUUUGGUGACUACACACUUGUUUUCUUUUCUUUUUUAUAUAUGAUCGAAACUGCUGGGUAGCUUUUAAAGUGCACAUAAUAACCAUAACCUGUACAAGGUGCCAUUUUGUGGUCAAGUCUGGAUAACUUUUAUAGGCAGCACUUAAAUACAGAAUAGAUGACCAUUGGUGAUAGGCUAAAGCAGGAUCCCCACCAUGUAUCUGGUUUCUGCUAGCAGUGUAGACACUCGGGAAUCCAUGCAAGUCCUGUUUUCUCCAUUGCUGAACUUUUUUGGGGAGUGACGUCAUAGGAGAAUUUUGUCUCAUGCUGCCAUAGAGCACGGGUAAGACUUUAAGUCUCACUAUGGCUAAUAGUAUUGACAGUGCUGUGUAAUGGAAAUGAUACCCAUCAGUUCACCAGUAACUUCCCUAAGACAAUAAGAUUAGGUCUCCAUGAAUAAAAGGGGAUUUCUGGCCCCUGAGUGCCAGCCAGUUUAAAAAAUCUGACAAUAUGCACUCGAAUUGAACGCUUUUUCUUUUUUAUUAUGCUGUCCUAUCCCAAUGGUUUCCCUGGCAGCUUCUGUGCCCGUUGAGACCUAGCCUAUGGCUUGGCCUAAGACCCCAGGUGUGAAGCUCUCUGUUGUCCACCAAUUAGACCAAUUGUCCUUAUUUUUUCCUAUUUGGAUUGACGAGUCAUCGGGGGGGGGGGGGGGUAAUAGGUAAUAUAAGCAGGGCUUAAAGCCAAGACAGGUGUUGGGGAGAAAUGAGCACGUAUGUUUGAAAAUUGCAUCGAUUUUAAAAAGUUGAGUGGUAUGCUGCUGAAUUAAUGCCUUGUAUGUUCAAAAUGGCUGCUAUGUAUGACAUGAGCACACGUGUACUUUAGCCCGUCAUCUUCAAUGUCUUUCACUUCCUUCUAAAAAUAGUGACACCAGUUUUUAUUUUCGCAAUGGUAUAAAUAAUGAUAAUCCACUGCAGCCAAUCAAAGUGUAAUUGUACUCUGGAUAGUAAAACAUGAAUGUCAGUUGCUUUGGUACCGUUUACUGUUCUUAGCAAAUUUCUCUUUUCCUUUAUCAAAUAAAACAGCACAACCCAUGUCAUCAUUUGGAGAGAAUACUGUAUGGUAUGAAUUGAGAAGAUGAAAUCUAUUUAGACUUUAGUUCCUACGUUAAAAAUUGACUGGUUGAUAUUAAAAAUUUUAAACCAUUAA
Rana temporaria (common frog) is the source of this 15795-nucleotide messenger RNA. It is a transcript of the gene PRR12, whose product is annotated as proline rich 12. The coding region runs from base 446 to 7852 and encodes 2468 amino acids. The record is from RefSeq and is a predicted model, not a curated record. The transcript is spliced from 14 exons. Lineage: Eukaryota; Metazoa; Chordata; Amphibia; Anura; Ranidae.